CAGUUCCUUUUUUGUUUACUGUGCAGGCCUGGCAGGAUGCUGGACUUGGGCUGUCCACCACUAGCAACGAAGCCUGUAAACUGUUUGAUGCUGCGCUAAGCCAGUAUGCGACGUGGCGCAACGAUGAGAAUCUAGGAGGUAUUGAAGGGUGUCUUUCCAAGUUAAAGGCUGCAGAUCCAAAUUUUGUAAUGGGACAUGUCAUUGCUAAUGGAUUGGAGCUUAUUGGUGCUGGAAGCUCAGUGCGGCUCAACAAAGAUCUGGGCAGUGCGCUGCAAACAAUGAUGACGCUGUCAAGAUCUCAGCCUCUGACUGAGCGGGAGAAGCUUCACGUAUUGGCCUUGGACACGUUUGCCAGUGGGGCUUUGGAUAUAGAUCGGACAGAUGCAUGGUCAGCUCAUACUAUAGCUCACGUAAAUGAAAUGAAAGCAGAGGUGGAGAAAGGGUUGGCGUUCAUGAAGGAAACAGAAGACAACUGGAAGGGCAGUGAUAUGCUUACUACCCACAAUUACUGGCAUUGGGCUUUAGGCUUCAUAGAAAAGGGGGAAUAUGAGGCUGCUUUGACAAUUUAUGACAACCAUAUUGCUCCUAAGCUCCUGUCGGGUAGAAGCAUGCUGGAUAUAGUAGAUAGCUCUUCGAUGCUGUACAGGCUUCACCUGGAAGGUGUGAAGCUUGGAGACAGGUGGGACAAUGUCCUCAAGCGUGCAAAGAAGCACACCAAAGAUCAUGUUCUUCUUUUCAAUGAUGCACACAUGUUGAUGUCCUCACUUGGAGCCUUACGUUAUGUGCAGCGGAUAAAGGAUUUCACCUUGUUAAUCACUUUCUCAUUCUACAGAGAACCCGGCAAAGACCAUGAGCUUUCUCUGGCUCCUAGUGUGGGGUUGCCAUUAUUGCAGGCUUUGGUGGAGUUUGAAAAUGGAAACUGUGACAAGGCUGUAGAUCUGCUGUACCCGAUCCGUUACCAACUAAUCCAACUAGGAGGCAGUAAUGCUCAGAGAGAUAUUUUCAGCCAGCUAUUGAUUCAUGCUGCUUUAAAUUGUAAAUCCCAGGCCAAACAAAACCUCGCUAAGUGAGUAUUUUCCUGGU
Molecule: messenger RNA, 1083 nt
Organism: Meleagris gallopavo (turkey)
Lineage: Eukaryota; Metazoa; Chordata; Aves; Galliformes; Phasianidae
Source: RefSeq, a predicted model, not a curated record